Molecule: messenger RNA, 2610 nt
Organism: Effrenium voratum
Lineage: Eukaryota; Dinophyceae; Suessiales; Symbiodiniaceae
Source: the annotation of a GenBank genome assembly
AUGGCUUGCGCUCUUCCCCUAGCUGAGGCCGGCGUCAGCCUCGAGCAGCAGGGGCACCGCCUCCUUGUGCGGGACCUGGGUGGCUGCGCCAUCCGAAACCGCGGCGGGGAGGCUUUGGCCUCGUUCCUGAAAUCCAACCAGCAGAUCCGUGCGUUGGAUCUCCGGGAGUCAAACAUCAGCGACAACGGUUUGGCACAGCUUUGCCUCGCUCUACGUCAGACAAAUCAACUGGAGGAGCUGCAAGCAAAUCCGGUGGGCCACACCGGGCUAGAGUUCUUGCUGGGCGUGGUGCAGCGGUGUAGCCGUUUGCACACUCUGACCAUAGAGGUUUGUGACGUGCCGACCCUCUUCUCGGGUCGGCAAAAUGUGUCCAGCGCGGACUACGACACCUCGGACUACGUCGUGAAGGAGGAGGAAGAGCUGGAGGAGGAGGAAGCGGAGGCCAAGCUUGCCAAGGAAGAGAGGCUGCGCAAAGCCUUUGCAGAGAACAAUUACGACUCUGGGGAUGAGUCAGUGCCCUCAGCACCCGUGGACAAUGAUGUCAGUAGCGCGCUCACGAAGCUACUCGACGACCUAGUGACAACUGUGAGGAGCAAGGGGAACCUGCUGGCUGUGGACUGUCGCGGGGCCGUGCCGAGCGACGUGCGCCUGGACAUCCACAGGGCUGCAGAGGAACAUCAAGUCUUGCAGCAGAGGAGAUUGGCGGAGCAGCAGGAGCGGGGAGCCCGCACAGGGACGGAUGUUCUUCAGGCGCAGAUGCGGGAGAUCGAGAGCCUCCUUGAGGGCCAGGUGCGACUCACGCAGGUUGCGGGGCAGGUAUGGAAAGCCAUGAGCUCGAAAGGGCUUCCGGCCUGUGGAUUCGCUGUGUACGUGGACAAAGUUGGUGAGCUGCCGCUGCUCAUCGAAAGGCGUGCCAAAGGCAAACGCGUGACGGUGAUCAGCGGAGUGAAGGGCAACGCCCGUGCACUGUGCACGGCUCUGACGAGUCUCCUCGGAGUCGGUGGCACCGUCCACGAAGGCCCCAAGGCCAGCGAUGUGGAGGUUCAGGGCGAGCAGACGCAGCGCGUGGCCCAGGCUCUGCAGCAGCUGGCGUGCGUUCGAGGUGCUAAAGCGCCGGUCGUGGAGCGGAGCUGCGGUUACGAUGAGUUCCUGCGAGAGGCAAGUCGCACAGAGCGCAAGGAGCGCAAGGAGCGCCGGAACGCAGGAAGCCUCCGUGAAGAGCCACCGGAGGAUGCUCCGUGUCGUGCUUGGCACGGCUAUUGGAUCUACUGCAACGGCCACUGCAGCCCUCCAAACGCGGAAGACGUCUGGGAGAGCCCUGCGAGCGCGAGCCCUGCGAGCCCUGCGACUGCGAGCGCUGCAAGCCCGCAGGUUGCGGCUCCGGCCGCUCAGGCCAAGGCGCUGGAUGCGGCGCUGGGGGCGCUGGGCCUCUUGGCGGCCGUGGGCGGCGCGGCCGAGUCCUUCCGUCGACAGGACACAGUUCAGAGGCACGAGCCCAAGGCAUCCUUAUGCGCGGGGCCUACACGGCCUGAGUCUGAGCCGCUGACCUGCGAGUGCGGCGCUACUUUCACCCUGCGUCGCACCCUGGAGCUGCACCGGCGUCAGCACAAGCGCGAAACGUGCGAAGCUCUUGAAGCUCCAUCCUGGCGCUUCGACUCGAUGAGCACAGCCCGCGAGGAAGCGCGCUGGCCGCAAACGGAGAUGGCCCAGAUGGCCCAGAUGGCCCAGGCUGAUGAAUUUCUGGAGCCGGAAGCAGCGGAAUACCUGGCCCCUUCCAGCUCUGGGUACACUUUAGCUUCAUUGCUCGAUGGAAAAGUGUCCAAAGUGUCUGUCCGAAGGCGCAAGCCCGGAAGGGCUUGCUCCUGCCCGGUCUGCGGCGCAGCUUUUGCAGAGCAUGCCUUGCCCUCGCACGUGGAGGAGUGUCUGGAGCGGGCCGAGGCCGAGGCCGAGCGCGAGAUGGAGUCCAUGGAGUUGCCCGAGGAGCUCUUGGAAUCCUUCCUUCAGCUGGACCUCGGCCCAGUCGCGUCAGAGGUCUUCUGGUGCACCUACGAGACUUCGCGAAAGCGCGGAGUCCACGCUGCGUUUCUGUCUGCCUUGGAGGAGGCGAUUUCUGUCGAGCCAGAGGCCUGGAUGACGUGUGAAUCCAUGACUUGCCCCGUGUCUUGCAGCUCGCUGGAGUCUUUGGAUGCCCGUGAAGCCGAAAGCGAAGCACACGCCGCACACAGAGCCGACCCCGUGCCGCGCGGCCGGUGGUGCCGGCCAGCGCCAGCGCCAGCGCCGCCUUCGUGCCAGCCCGAGCGAUCGGAGCUGCGCGCGCCAUCGGCGCGAUCGGAGUCGGAGCACCUCGAGCACCUCGAGCGAGAGACGGCGCAGGAGAAGAUCCAGAGGCUGAAGAGGGAAGCCAAGGCCACCAAGGCCCGUGCAAGUGGCAUGUGCGCCUGUGAAGAGUCUUGCCUCAGGUCGACCCACAUGGGCAUCCGGUCCUACAUUGGGCGCAGGCUUCAUGCUGCUUUGGGCGAGGCACUGUUUGAGUGCCAGCGCUUCAAGUCCAAGGGCAACAAGGAGAGCAAAGCGCUUGCCAAGCGCUGGCAACGCCUCAAGAUGAGAUAG